ACUUGGUAUAUGGCAGCUCUGUGUGUGUGUGUAUGUGACACCGACUCGAGGGCACACUUUACCAGAAGACCAGCUCUCAACCUCUGUGCCAAUUGCUCUCCCCCUGCUAAAUAGAAGAGAAUCACCCUCUUUAAAGUGCCUCUGCUCAGUUAGCAGGGGGUCUGUCCAGUCAAAGCCUUUAUGAUGAAGGGCUGUUGGGCAUUUUGUGGCUUUCUCUCUAACACAUACAUACCGGUUUGGAUCUUAGGUCUGUUUCUAAAGUGGGGAAGACGCAGUAUAGUAACUGUAAAAAAAGCAGCAAGGCCUCUUUUAACAAAGUUGACUUAUGUGCAGGAGAUUUAUUUUUAUUUAAAAAUUUUUUUAGAGCAACUAGAAUUUGGAGCGUGGGAAGUGGUGUGCUGAAAUCUUAUCACGUGACCCUGCAAUAGAGUUAUUUUCUCUCUCUUUCUUUUUCUGUCUUCCUGUGUUAUGUUGUCUGAUCUUUCAGCUCAGUCUAGACACAAAAGGGAGAAUAGACUUUUACUAUUCAGAACUACAAUAUCUUCAGAUGUAAGCUUCAGGCAGAAAUGCUGAGCAGAACUAUGCAUAAGCCAAGGCUGGGAAAAAUAUUGUGGGUUUCUGAGUGCUGACAUCAAAUCUUCAGUGGCUGGGGAAUGCAGAGUUUCAUCAUGCAUGCAAUGAAGAGGCCAGUUUGACUCCCAAGAUGCAGAGAAGAAGGCCUUUGGAACACUGUCUGAGACAUGGAUUUGACUGUGAUCCUCAGUGCAGUUAAGGCUGGCUGACUCAUGUACAGGCCCGCAAGAUUAAAUGGGUCCAGUAACUGGAAUGACUCCAGACAAGAAAGCUGAAACUCCAGGAACAGAGAAAGCCGCAGGGCUAAGGCAUAUCCAAAGAAUGGGAAGUUUGCCAGAAGCGGUCGAUGCUGCUCGGCCGAAAGCCACAGCUGUAGAUAGCGAAUUGGCUGAUGACGAGCUCACAAACUUGAACUGGUUGCAUGAAAGUACUAACCUUCUAACAAACUUCAGCCUCGGAAGCGAGGGUCUUCCAAUGGUUAGUCCUCUGUAUGACAUUGAGGGUGACAGCAUGCCACCCUAUCCUUCAUCCUGCUACUCAAAUCCAGAGAAGAAAUCUGCAACUUCCAAGCCCCCAUAUUCCUUUAGCCUCCUCAUAUAUAUGGCCAUUGAACAUUCUCCUAAUAAAAGCUUGCCUGUGAAAGAAAUAUACAGCUGGAUCUUGGAACGCUUCCCGUAUUUUGCUACGGCUCCCACUGGUUGGAAGAACUCUGUCCGGCAUAAUCUUUCCCUUAACAAGUGUUUCCGAAAAGUGGAGAGAAGCCAUGGCAAGGUGAAUGGAAAAGGUUCCUUAUGGUGUGUGGACCCAGAGUAUAAACCUAACCUUAUACAAGCUCUGAAGAAGCAACCCUUCCCUUCUGCGUUUACAUUUUAUACACCACCAGCAUCACCACUGAGUGGUUCAUCAUCUCCCCACUACUUAACCUCAGUCUUGAAACAGAGUCAAGGUCGAUCUAUCAAAGACUCUGAUAUUGAUGCUGCUACUGCCAUGAUGCUGUUGAAUACUUCCAUUGAACAAGGCAUUUUAGACUGUGAAAAGCCGCAGCCUCUCAAGCUCUCUAAAAAAAGGAACUACGGCAACGCGUUCCAUAACCACAGUAAGGCAAGCCAGCAGGAGAAGAGUGUCGCAGUCCCCAGCAUUGACCCCAAGGAGGAUCACAAUUACAGCGCCAGCAGUGUGGCCUCGCAGCGGUGCACAUCUCUAUCCAGCGUGUCUUCCCUCUCCUCCAUCGACGAGGUCUACGAUUUUGUCUCGGAGGCCAGCCGGGAAGGAAGCGACGACAGCGAAGGGUUCCACAGCGAAGCAGACACAGACGGUGAUGACGGCGACCCCCUGGCAGGCAGUGGGUUUACUGUGCAGCCACACAUCGGUACCUCAGGCAAGAACCAGCCUCGUCAAAAAGCCCUGGAGGAGCUCUGCCAGGAAAUAGACGAGGAACUGAAGGAGGCCGCUGGGUCUCUGCUUCACUUAGCCGGGAUCAGUACGUGUCUAGGCUCCCUCAUAAGUACUGCAAAGACCCAUAGCCAGAAACGGAGGAAAAAAAAUAGUGACACCAUGUGAAAUGAGACCUCUCUUGAUUUGGAUAUAAAUGCGCAUUUUAUUUUUUAGCGUGGCAAUACUCCUCUACUUUUUACCCUUCACAAGGGUGAUCAAAGCCAUAAAAGGACUUUUUGUUUGUCUUUAAUUUUUGCAGGAUAUAGUUUCACAAUUUUUUUUAAACUGGUUUUUUAAAUGGUAAGGGUGGUGGUCGUGAUUUUUAGGUAUUGAAGAACUGAUUAAAAUUGCAAAAAAAAGAAAAAAAAGGUGGGCUAAGGAAACCCUAACUGCUUUAUUUUCCCUUUAUAAUUUUAGCAAAGAUUAUUUGAGAUUUUCAGCAGAGUGGUUUGGAUUCACAUGAGUGACAUUGCCUGUUUCAUCUCAUGCUAAAGGUGAAAAGUUCCAUCUUGCCUUAGGUAGGAGGUUGUACAGAGAUCAUCUGUUUGUAUUAAGUUAACUUGAGGGAUUCAUGACCCCAUGCAGAUGGAGCCUUGCAUAGAGUGCAUGUGUAGUGGGAAUAGAUAAUUGCUCCAUGAUUUCCAGUGCACCUAUCCAAACCUGCCUGAUGUUCAUAUGCUGGACACUGCUUUGGAACUGGGGUUUGCAUGCAUAAAAUCCAGUGUGCAGUCUCGGUCUCUCACUCUCGAAUUUUGAAGAGUAAGGAUUGCCUGGAUCAGAUUUGCAUGCAGUGGUCUACUUUUGUCUGUACAGUCAUUAGCUAUCAAGAUCAGGAGAUCAAGCAAGGUGGGCUUGAUCUUGGUUGGGCUCUUCACACCUUAGCUUCUCUUCCAAAGUAGUACCCGGCAUGCCAAAUUAGAUGGGCCUGAAGUUGGAGCAUGGGCACUGGGAGUGGGAGAAUAUGCAGGUCAAUCUCUCUCUCACUCCUCCAACCUUAUGCACUAAGAGCCUUGUCUGUGUCAGGAUCUGGAACGUGUAGUGGGUUGGGACUUGGAACAUCUUCAUAUGUUGUGUUCUUACACAAUGGCAAACAGAGGAGAGGUUUAUUGCCUUCCACCUUUGCUUCCAUUGUUGUGCAAUUGUCUUGAGUGCAAAGAGUCCCUAGUCCACAAUAAUCCCAAAUACUAUAAAGCUGCCAUUGUGGACCAGUUGCCAUUUGACCAAUAGCUGCAGUUAUCAUGUGGGAAAGAUGUAACAUGUGAACUUGAAUCUAGAGUUCUAGAAACACCUAGAGUUUCCCUCCUAUUUGUGGCAAAAGAAUUAAGAAGCUGGGUCCUUCUUCUGUAGUCUUGAAACCCCAAUUAAGUGAAAAAUAUUGAUUGCUAAGUUGUAAAAGGCUAUUGUAUAGAAAACCUGCUCUUAAAUGUCCAGGUAAAGCAUUGCAUAAUGGUGAUUAUGUGUGUGCGCACACCAUUUUAAGGUUAAGAUUAGCUGAUAUUGGUCUAAUUCUUACUGAAGCGGUAAACCUCUGUCUAGCCUAGCCUAGCCUUCUCCCUGACAUGCUGUUUUCUGAGUAGGAAUCUUUAUUUCAGGGCGGAGCAUCCCAUCACAUGAACCCCCACUUGUUGUCUGAAGUGGUCCAGCCCAAAUACUGUUGUACUGCCUCAGUGAGAAUGAAACCUUUGAAAGAGGGUUUCCCCUGAAUGCUCUCAUGCCGCUUGGAAGAUCAGCCAUUUCUCCCCCUACUGCGUUCUUCUGUUUUGCUCUGAAUUAACUGAACAAUUCUUGAAAAACCAGUAUAUAAGAUACAGCCUUUAAUGGGUACUGUUGAAAAUAAUGUCGUGUGAUGUACACACUCUUGUUAAGACACUGAAAGGGGAUUGGAAGAUGUACUGUACGCCAGGGGUUCUCAAAUGGGGGUCCCCAGAUGUUGUUGGAGUGCAGCUCCCAUCAUCUCCAGCCACAAUGGCUGAGGAUGGGAGUAGUCCAAUGUCUGAGAAUCAAAGUCUGAGAACCCUACAUAUUUUUUUUUAAUUAGAUCCCCAUUGGAUCUUAAAACAGGGCUGCACAACUGCGGCUCUCCAGCUGUUGUUGGACAACAUCUCUCAUCAUCCCCUUCAGCCAUUGUGACUGAAUGGCACAUAUGCGCUUCUGGUCCUUCUGAGGUGGCAGCUCUGUUCCAUGGGUGCUCCACUGUGUGCAGCUGGAGGUGUGGAAAAUAUUUUGGAAGAGGGAGACAUGUUUGCAGUCAGUCUACGGUUCAAAGCCAACCAGGUCCAGGUUAGCCCUUUAGUUGUUCCCAUUGUCUGUACUGAUUAGUGGUUAGGACAGGAAGGAGGGCAGUGCACAUCACAGGGAUCUGAUGGCUUUGCCCACCUAUUCAGUUUCUGAAUAAGCAACCUGUUGGUGUUCCCUCAGAGCAGUGUGGGAAGGAGCCCUGAUUGAGAUGAAUGGCUACCCAGAAAGCGAAUUGCAGUGCUGCCGUGCUAGUAGGUUUCACACAUGGACCAGAUCCAUGGAAAUGUCCCCUGUGUGAGCCACCACAGAAAUAAACAGGAGCUUUUUUUCAAGAAGGCACAGCUACACUCUUAUGCCAAACUGCACAACUUUGACUCCAAAGCUGUUUUGGUCUACAACUCCCAUCAUCCCCAGCCACAAUGGCCAACAGUCAAGGUUUAUGGGAGUUAUAGUCCAACCUCUUCAGAAGGGCUAGAGUUGUGCAGCCAUGCUCUUAUGUUGUCCCUGUUCUUUUCAAAGCAUUCAUUUCUGGGCAGUGGGUUGGAGCCAUUGUGCUCUGUAGUUCUUGGAAUGUCUUGAAUGUUGUUCCAUCUUGAUCAAAGCAUGAGCCUAGCUGAUUUUGGCUGGUUUGCUGGGGUGGGUUGUGGCAGCUUGACGUGCCAUUUAAUCUUCACAUUGUUUUCUGGGUCUUGGAGUGUGAGCAAAAGGUCACAGGCUGCACCAGUUACGCAAAUCUACCUGUUGGAAAAACAAUUCCAAAUUACAGAUCACAACGUCAGGUUUUUGGCAAAGUAGAGUGAAGCUACAGUUUUAACUAGUAGCAAGUAAAGUGGAAGGUGGUUCUUCGCUUCCAUAGUGACAAAGUAGUAAGUUAGAGGUUUUUAUUUCACUGCCUUUUUGUGAAUAUUGCCUCCUUAUAGCCAGCAUAAACUAUGAUGCUGUAAUAAUUGCUGUAGCCAUUCUGUAGAGGUCCAGUGCAUUGACUGAGAUCAAGGAAGCCCAGUCAAAGAUUUCUUGUUAUUAGCUCUGGAAUGGUUUGCAUUGGCAAUAGAGGACAAAAACUGUGGUUUUUCUGGAUCACAACGGCCACCUAUUGCUCAACAUCCACAGAAGUUCUCCUGGGGUAGGCCUUAAGGUUGCAAGGGUCUAUGUAGCAUUUCUUUUUAGUAUAUCACAGCAAAUCUUUGUUAAAAUGGUGGCAAACUGUAAAUGGCUCUAGCUUGUAAUCACAUUGCUAGUUUCUAGACAAAAAGAAUCUAUAAUGCAUGGACGUUUGCACGCUCACCUCUUUGUUCACAACUUGCUCCAAUGUAAAGUGUAAACACAAAUGGUGCUUGUUUUGUAAAUCACCUGCUUCUCCUCUUCAGCCCAGAUGUUCUGAUGGAUUGGCCAAAGCAACUCUCUGCCUGCCAAAAGCGCUUUUAGAGCAAUUUCCUGUGUUUAUGAUUUUGGUCCCAGAAGUUCAGCCACAAGUCAACAUGGGAAGGACUGAUACCUGUAUCUACUUACGAGUCAGAGAUGGGUGGUAUUUUGUAAGUUAUUUCCAAAAUUGUACAGGCAGUGUGUUUUUCUUCUAUGAAAUACACUCCUAUAACAUUAAAACAGGGGUGCUCAAACGUUUUGAUACUGUUACCCUCUAAAAUAAUAUAUAAAACGGCAUGACCCGCCAUGUUUAAAGCUAUUGGAUGACAUCCAGACUAAUGCUGUGUAGACCAAAAACAGGUUGCUGAGGAUCAAGCAGUGUGUUUCCAGUCUGGCAGAGUGCUCCCAGGGUGUUCCCGAAGUGCAGUCAAGCUCUGAAAAUUAUUUGUGCUCCUGCACAAGAGUGGAAGAGUGACCAUGUUUUGGAAGACCAGCUCAGGGGCUAAUGCUCCAGUGAUGUUAGGACCACACACACUUUGUUAGGCAGGAUGUAUGUCAGCCAUUGAUUUGAUUAGGCAGAGAUAAAUAAAGCACAUUUACCUUUUAAAUGAGGAUGAGCUUGCUUGCUCCUACUUAGUUUUUCAAAUCUGAGUUUUAUGUUUGAGACUGCCAGUCUAAUGUUGGGCUCCAAGUUAAUUUCAAUAGGUAUUUGCUUAUUAUAGCAGCAACUACUGAAAACUCUGGUUCACACACAAGUAGGGAAUCAAGCAAAGGGGGUCAGUAUUUUCAUGGCUUUCUCACUUAAUUCUUUGUACUCCACUUGCACACUAAUCCAAAAUUCAGGAAGAGACACUGUCAAGACCGUGAAGCGAAGAAUUGCUCAGACUUCGAGGCAUGAGGAGAGGGACAUAAGCUGAAAACCACCCUGCUCCUCUGCUGCUCACAAAGCCAAGGACAGGUAAAGCAAUGGCAUUUCUUGGACCACUUGCUAGAUGAGCUCUAGUAAGUGUCUCCCGUGAGGGAACUCUCCCCUAGCCUGACAGCCAAAGAAGUGUCACUGCUGUGCCUGUCCUUGGCUUUGUGAGAAGCAGAGGAGCCGAGUUAUUGGCUUCUGUCUCCAUCUGCCUCCCAUUGCCCCUGACUAUCUCCACAUCUUGGACAUGUUGGGUAAGGCCUAGGUCCUCCUGACCUUCCUGAGUUGUUUGGGACCCCCUUUAAAGUGGUUUGAGGCCCCUAGGGGGUCCCAGCCCCAGUUUGAGAUCCCCUGCAUGAAAAGGUUAUGCCAAAGCAAUAUAGAAGCCAAAAUUGAGACGCUCUAGUGAGUUAAAAUGGCUGUUUAAAUAAAAAUGUGGGGCGUUGCUUGUUUUUGCUGUUGAAAGCUUUACAAAAAGGGUGCUUGGCGGGCCUCUUUGGGUAGUGUGUUUUACAGUUUUACAGUUGUGGUGCCACUCCAAAAAAAGAACUUGCUUGAGGUGCAUCUUGAUUUUACCUCCCUAAAAGAUGACCCUCCCUAGAAGAUAGAGCCCUGCCUGCCAGCCUCAGGGAUAAGAUAUUCCCAUCGACAAGUUGAGCCCAUGCUGUUAAGGCUCUUUCCCUCAUCUUCUCAAACAUAACCCAUGUCUGAACUCAUGAAUGGAUUGUAUUUCCUUCCCAUGUUGUGAUUUUUGCCUCAGCUGUGACUUGUGAGCAACCCCCUUAAAUGAAGAAUGAUGUCCGACUGCAUGGAAGUUCAUAUGAAUUCACUGUUUUUGCAAACCGAAACGCCUGUAUAGUAAGUGCAAAUGCGAAAUUUAAAGUCUUGUAUGUUACAUUGCUGACCAGAGAUGCCCUGUGCAUUAGCAUUUGUCCAAGAUAUAUGUGUUAAUAAUGUAUGUGGUGUGAAAUAUUUUCAUAGCAAUGCAGAUAAUGGGGCUGCUCUAUGAAGACAGUGUAUCUUUAGGUCCUGCAUAUCUUCUUAAGUCUGAAAAGAAUGAAAUCCACUUUCUGCUAAAACUGGCCAGAUUUUAAAAUGAGGCUCCUUCCCUCCUCCCAAACUCCAUUGUUCGGUCUUGUUGCCUUGCAUCUGACCUGAUCGCUUAUAGUCUUUCGUCUUCCCUUUAUUAAUGAAGUGUUGAGCGUCCCUUUUAUGAUAGAAAAUGUAUGUAGUAUUCGUCUGCAUUGAUUUAUGGUUUCUACAAUCUUUCCCAUGAGCAAAGGCGGAGCAGCAAAAGCAUUUGGUGGGAGCAAAAGCCGAGAGAACACAGCUCCACUUAAAAAUCCAUGUUAAAGGGCUGAAAUUGUGGCAGGACAAGAACUCUGUACCCCCCCACCCCACAAGAUCUCAGUGCUUGAGAUCUGGUCUAUAUGAUUAGUUCUGUAAACUGCAAAUUCAAGCAGCAAUUGCAAAUACCAUUUUUGAAUGCACUUCCAAAUAUAAACAUCUUCUGCAAGUAAGAAACUAGCACAUUAUGGGGGAAAGAUUCUCAACUCAUCCACUCCCUGAGGUGCUACUUUUCUAGGGAUUUCUUUUUAACAGUAGGGGAGUGUUCACAAAUUUGAUUUGUACUUCCAGUCUGAAGUGGUGCAGUCAGUUCUGUCACCUCGAGAGUCGUUCUGCAUUUGUAGAUCUAACAUGAAUCACACAGGAUGCAGUGGUAGAAUUCUGGGCUGUACCACUUCAGUCUGCAGGGGAGGAAUGGUAUUUGCGGAUUCUCCCCUAUUUAAAAAGCAAACUCUUCUUCCAUGCAUGUAGCAAGCAGCACAUCAGGGCAAAGGGUUCAGCAUAGUCCUUUCCCUGACAUGCAGUUUACUACCUAUAGGGAACAUUUUAUGUGGGAGUAAUAAAAAAAGGUGAGGGAGACCUCCCUGCUGCAACUGCAUUUUUAAGUGGUGCUGGCCAGAAUUCUGACCCCUCCCCUUUCCAUGUAACAUAUAUACCAGUUCUGAGAUCUUGGGAUGGGUCCCUUCACACAUUAUGAAGGUUUGAUUCAUUUGCAGAUGUAUUGUGGAAAGACUGCCGAAUGAGGAUGAUGUUGAUCAAGGACAGACAUGUUUUUGGUAUAAAUCUGCCCCCUGCUGUUUUCAUGUUUUGGGACCCGUACUCUGUCCUGAUCUCCACAACAGACUGACUGGAGUGAACAUGGCACGGCAUAGUCAACACGGCUAGAGUUCUAUCAGUUUGGGGCAGGGACUGGGAGACCAUUUUACAAGACUUAUGCCUUCCUAACUGUUUAAAGGUGAUUCUCUUCCUAGGUGUCCCCUGCCCUUUGUGUCUUGGUCUUUCCUUCCAGUAAAAAAACAGUAAAACAUACAUAGCAUUAAUCUAGAGUACAGUGACACUUGGCUCUCUCUUCCAGAAGUAGUUGCAUCUCUGGGUUACAUUCAGUGCAACUAUCCUACUUGUCAAUACUGCAUGCCCUCUUCAUACCAAAUUCCUGAAUAAAAGACUGUGUCCACAGGAAAAAAUACAUGGUAUAAUCCUCCAACAGGGACUAUACCACUUUAGAAUCUGGGUAGUUUAGUAUACAAUGAAAUGAAUCUUGGAUGUAACGAGCAUGUGUGAGAGCAGGCAUGUCUAGAAUCCUUCACCCUGACAUUAUCUUUUUCUGUCUCCAGGGAACAGUGUUCCCUCUAACAGGGAUUCCCAGAUGUUGUUGACUACAACUCCCAGAAUCUCCAAGCAAAAGCCAUUGCAGCUUGGGGUUCUGGGAGUUUUAGUCAACAACAUCUGGGAAUCUCUGUUAGAGGAGUUUAUGUAGAGAGCAUUUUGUCAGGGAGUUUAUGUGGGGAGCAUUUUGUCCCUGCAAUCCCUGCCUGUAUUCAAGUGGUAUAUUCUCAGGGUAACUGUGCCACAUACUAUUUUCUGAAUGUAUAGCUUAGCUUUUUGUUUCUUUUUGGUUUUAGUUCGUGUAGGAAGGAAGGGAAGAGGGCGUUGUAGCUUCAUUGUGUGCCCAGAUGAAAAACAAAUCCUGGUCCUGUUGCCACAGCAAAGACAGACAGGAACAGAUAUAUCUAGUGCUUGACACCUAGGAUAUCUAGGGCUUGGGUAAAUCUUGAAGAAGGAGUUACCCUUGAAGAAGUGAAGGUGUUGAAUGGUGGCAACCAUUCAGUAGGAACCAACUUUACCACCAUUUCAGUUAAUACACAAUUCAGAUGGAAAUUACAUUAUGCUUGAUACAGGGUGGCUAAUAAACAAGCAUCCCCGUGUGUCUAUUACUACUCCAUUAAAUGGAGGAUGGCUUACCCCAGGUCGUGCCCUUAUGAAGUGCUUCACUGCCAACCACGCCACUUCAUUGGUUGCUGCUAUCAAAGAUGCAUAUAGUGAUGUUCCAAGGUGGGGGAAAUGAUUCUGUAUGUUAUGGCAGAGAAAUAGAUAUGUGGAUGCCAUUUGAGCAGCAGCCAUGUGCCAAGCAUAACGGAUUGUUCACCCAUUUUGCGACUUGAUUUUGUUUGUUUGUUUAACUUGGCGAUCUUUUGUAGAUGGGUUCACACCGAAUCAUCAGUCUUAGCAACAGGUAGAAGGCAGUGGAAACUGUUAAGACCUACUCAGUUCCAAAAUGAAUAUGGAGAGGUUUCCAAGAGGCUCGCCCCUACUUGAGAUAAACACUGAUGCCACUGCCAUGCAAAUCCUUCUCUUUCAUCUUUCAAUGCUAAAUUAUAGCUUCUGUAAGAAUUGCAGGCAAUCCUUUUAGAAAGCCCAACUUUGAAACUUGUACAAUUUGCAGCUUCUUUGUUAGGCUAAAGCAAACUCUUUGGUUAAAGCAAAGCACACCCCGCCAUGCUAAUAAUGGGGUAGUCAAAAUAUUUAUUGAAAAAGAAGUGUAGAGUAUUUUAAAAAUAUUGUACCUGCCAUUUAUUUGGAAAAGCACAUUCUUCACAGCUAACUGCCAGUGCCAAUAAAAGGUCUGUUUUAGAAAUGUACAUUUUUUGCAGACGUUAAAGUGCAUAAUUUAAAGUAUUAUGUUGCCAUCUUACAGUGAUAUGAAACCAUUUCCAAUUGCCGAUUCAUUGUAACUAUUAUUUAUUUAAAAAGUGGAAAUUGUAAGAAUGCUUUCUGAUCAAAAUAACCAGAGUUCUUUUUAAACAAUUAGCUUGCCCCAUGUCCCCCCACCCCUCAAUGUAGCAUAAGAAAAAGCUCCUCAGAUUUAUUUAGAAUAACUCUGCCAGUAGAUAAACACCAUCCUAACCCUUUCCCCCCUGAUCCCAGUUGAGUAGUUUGCCUGGUUUAAAAAUAAUUUUACAGAUACUUUAGUUUUUGUAUGCUAACCUCUAUUAAUUAAAAUGUUUAUGGAGUUUAUUUUUACCAAAGAGAUGCAAUUCAUUAUGAUAAAGUAUUUCAAAAUAAACUUUGUUUUAUAACA
Molecule: messenger RNA, 10946 nt
Organism: Hemicordylus capensis (graceful crag lizard)
Lineage: Eukaryota; Metazoa; Chordata; Lepidosauria; Squamata; Cordylidae
Gene: FOXN2
Product: forkhead box N2
Exons: 8
Coding region: 808-2133 (441 amino acids)
Biological process (GO): regulation of DNA-templated transcription
Cellular component (GO): nucleus
Molecular function (GO): DNA-binding transcription factor activity; cis-regulatory region sequence-specific DNA binding
Source: RefSeq, a predicted model, not a curated record